AUGGUGCCUGAGGACCAGGAGGAGAGUCAGCCGCUCCUGGGGCCGUCCGGCGGCAGCGUCCCCCGAGGCCGCCGCGUCUUCCUCGCCGCCUUCGCAGCUGCCCUGGGCCCGUUCAGCUUCGGCUUCGCGCUCGGCUACAGCUCCCCUGCCAUCCCGAGCCUGCAGCGCGACGCGCCCCCGGCCCCGCGCCUCGACGACGAUGCCGCCUCCUGGUUCGGGGCCAUCGUGACCCUGGGCGCCGCGGCGGGGGGCGUGCUGGGAGGCUGGCUGUUGGACCGCGCUGGGCGCAAGCUGAGCCUCCUGCUCUGCACCAUGCCCUUCGUGGUCGGUUUUGCUGUCAUCACUGCGGCCCAGGACGUGUGGAUGCUGCUCGGGGGCCGCCUCCUCACCGGGUUGGCCUGCGGCAUUGCCUCGCUAGUGGCCCCGGUGUAUAUCUCCGAAAUUGCUUACCCAGCAGUCCGGGGGCUGCUCGGCUCCUGUGUGCAGCUGAUGGUCGUCACAGGCAUCCUCCUAGCCUACGUGGCAGGCAGCAUCCUGGAGUGGCGCUGGCUGGCAGUGCUGGGCUGUGUGCCCCCUUCACUCAUGCUGCUGCUCAUGUGCUGCAUGCCCGAGACCCCAAGGUUCCUGCUGACUCAGCACAAGCGCCAGGAAGCCAUGGCCGCCCUGCAAUUCUUGUGGGGCUCUGAACAGGACUGGGAAGAGCCCCCCACAAGGGAUGAACACCAGGGAUUCCAGCUGGCCCAGCUGAGGCAGCCUGGGGUCUACAAGCCCUUUAUCAUCGGCAUUUCACUGAUGGCCUUCCAGCAGCUGUCAGGGAUCAAUGCCGUCAUGUUCUAUGCAGAGACCAUCUUUGAGAAGGCCAAGUUCAAGAACAGCAGCCUGGCCUCAAUCAUCAUGAGCAUCAUCCAAGUGCUGUUCACUGCUACAGCAGCAUUGGUCAUGGACAGAGCUGGACGGAGGCUGCUCCUGACCUUGUCAGGUGUGAUCAUGGUGUUCAGCACUAGUGCCUUUGGUGCCUACUUCAAGCUGACCCAGGGUGGCCCCAACAACUCCUCACAUGUGGACCUCUUCAUGCCUAUCUCCACACAGCCUGUUGAUCCCAGUGCAGGGCUGGCCUGGCUGGCUGUGGGAAGCAUGUGUUUUUUCAUUGCUGGCUUCGCUCUGGGCUGGGGGCCCAUUCCCUGGCUCCUUAUGUCGGAGAUCUUCCCCCUGCACGUUAAAGGUGUGGCCACCGGCAUCUGCGUCCUCACCAACUGGCUCAUGGCCUUUCUCGUGACAAAAGAAUUUAGCUACCUCAUGGAGGUCCUCAGGCCUUAUGGCGCCUUCUGGCUCACCUCUACCUUCUGCAUCUUCAGCGUCCUCUUUGCUGUGUUCUGUGUCCCGGAAACCAAAGGGAAGACUUUGGAACAAAUCACAGCCCAUUUUGAGGGGCGAUGA
Trichechus manatus latirostris (Florida manatee) is the source of this 1437-nucleotide messenger RNA. It is a transcript of the gene SLC2A8, whose product is annotated as solute carrier family 2 member 8. The record is from RefSeq and is a predicted model, not a curated record. Gene Ontology annotation, biological process: D-glucose transmembrane transport. The transcript is spliced from 10 exons. Bases 1 to 1437 code for a protein of 478 amino acids. Gene Ontology annotation, cellular component: membrane. NCBI's taxonomy places the organism in Eukaryota, Metazoa, Chordata, Mammalia, Sirenia, Trichechidae.